AAUACAAUUUUUGCCCUAAUAUCAAAGGUCUUACUAGAAAAAAAGAAAUUAUGAUCCAACGUGAAUUUUCUUGAUAAAAAAAUAUGAUCAUGCCUGGUAACAUGUGCAUGUAAAAUGGCUAGAAAUAGCAUUUUAGCUUAGCGUAAAGCUGACAAUUUACACAAGCUUUAUUUCUAUUUCUUCUGCUUCAAACUUACUUCAAACUUACUUCUCUGUCUGCUCGUAUGAAUGUAACACAUCAUAAGAAAGUGUUUCACCGCUGUUCAAAUGCACUUUGGAUCGCAUCAUUUAUAUGGAUAAAUGUUUUCCAUCUGAAAGGACUAAAUAUUAAAUGAAACAAAUGACAAUAAAAUGCAAAGUAAUCUCAUCAGUAAUCAAAAUACUUUUUGAAUGUAACUGUAUUCUAAUUAACAAUGAUUUAAAUUGUAACUGUAGUGGAAUACAGUUACUUAUAUUUGUAUUUUAAAUACGUAAUCUCGUUACAUGUAUUCCGUUACUCCCUAACCCUAUAUAUAUUUGAAAUAAAAUGUUUCAUCCUUUUUUCAUUUUCUUUUGGCUCUCCCUUCUGACUUUCUAUCAAAAAUGUCAUUUGAAAUUGUGAGAUCUACAUAUAUCUGUGAACGCAUGGAAGUAAAGACUCUUUUAGCACAUCAAUUUCUUGUUUGGCUGCAUCUUCAGGGCCUCAGCUUCUCUUCCUUUGACCCAGCUUCACCGAGGACCACUGAUCUAUAUAUAUAGAUCAGUGCCGAGGACACGUCUGUUGUUUCUCGGAAGUGACGAAACCAAAAUACUGAUGGCGGCUCACAGUUGGCUCCCGGAUAUGUACUUAAACAAAUUUAAUGGCGUCUGAUUGGACUUUUUGCACACUUGAUCAUUUGUCUGGUGUCUGUACAAUAACGUCGAAGCAGUUGAGCACAAGAGUCCUGAAUUCGAAGCGGGAUAAUUUGUUGUAGAGCUCGCUGGAGGGCUAACUGGCUUGCCAGUAAAAUACAAGUCCAGUCAGCUUGUGAUCUCAGAGGUUUGUUUGUGUGCUACACACUGAAAAGAUCGCCGUUAACUUUGGACAGUUUAGUUAUGUUGUGACAGCGGCUCACUGGUCCAAGUGCAACCGAGUCACCGUUUGGCUAAAAACGUUUUGUUACUUUGAAGAGCAGACAAGCUGAGGGAAGUGGUUAGCCGACCUGAUUAGCUGCAGCCGUAAUUUUAGUUCUUCUGAAGUCACUGGUCUCCACUGGAUAGUCUCUUCUAUGAUUCACCUUUGCGCCAAUCCCCCACUGUCAACAUGUUGAAGACACGUCAGUGUUUACUCGGGUUUCGCACUUUCCUUGGAGUGACGUCUAGAAUAUGGAGUUUCUUUUUAUACAUACUCAGGAAACAUCUACGAACGAUAAUCCAGUACCAAACAGUGCGUUAUGACAGAUUACCUCUCUCCCCUGUUUCCAGAAACAGACUCCAUGCGGUGAAGAGGAAGAUCUUUGUGUUGGAUCUGGAUGAGACUUUGAUUCACUCUCACCAUGACGGUGUCCUUAGACCUACAGUGAGGCCUGGUACACCGCCAGACUUCAUCCUCAAGGUGGUAAUAGACAAACACCCAGUCAGGUUUUUUGUCCAUAAAAGGCCACAUGUCGAUUUCUUUUUAGAAGUGGUUAGUCAGUGGUAUGAGUUGGUGGUGUUUACAGCUAGUAUGGAGAUAUACGGAUCGGCAGUAGCAGAUAAGCUGGAUAACAACCGGGGUAUCCUUAAACGAAGAUACUACAGACAGCACUGCACUUUGGAUUUAGGGAGCUACAUAAAAGAUCUGUCUGUAGUACACAAAGAUCUCUCCAGUAUAGUUAUUCUGGACAACUCACCUGGAGCUUAUCGAAGUCACCCAGACAAUGCAAUACCUAUAAAGUCGUGGUUUAGUGACCCAAGCGACACAGCACUUCUUAACCUGCUCCCAAUGUUGGAUGCAUUGAGGUUUACCUCAGAUGUUCGCUCCGUCCUCAGUCGAAAUCUCCACCAGCAUCGGCUCUGGUGAUCAUAUCUGUCGAGGACGGUCUCUUCUGGCCUCGUUUUUACACAGCUCUGCCUGCUAGGUAUUAGCCUCUCGAACUGUAAGCCCUCAUCAUCGUGAGCUCACACGAGUUAUAUGGACUCCUGCGGAAAUGCUAGGAGAAGACAUGGGAGGACAGAGAGUAAAGAUACUUAUGAUGGAGAAGCUAUUUCAGAUAAACUCAAAACAAACGGAGAGGCCAGAAUUUGUUCUUGUAUUCUUUUUCCUUAAAAAAUGGACACUGCCUUACAGUUGUUGGAUCUAAUGUGUGUAUGUUGGAGUAUUUCUAAAUGAAAGAGGGAGAAUGAUUGUGAUUUCCAUUUUACCUUACAUUUUUGAGGUAAAUAAAGAAUCAAUGAACAGGUUAUAACAACCAGUCACUUUCCACAAUUCGUUAGCACUUAGUCCUCCUUUCUUCAAUAUCUGCGCUUGUCUUUUUAGUUUUGCGUGACCCUAGCAAAAGUGUUCACUUCCCUAUCUUAUCUACUCAUUCUAUUUAUACAUGAUGCCAGAUAGGACAUACAAGACUCGCACACCAAUUUUUACUAUCGGGAGAAAAUUCACCAAAGUGCUCAUCUUGUCAGAACCCACAAUCCAUUAAACAUAUUUUACUGGACUGUCAUACUUCUACACAUCUGAGGAACCUGUAUUAUUCAGUUGAUACUUUUGAAAAGGUUUUUAAUCAAGUAAAUCCAAAUUUAGUUUUAAGGUUUUUAGGAAAAAUGAAUCUUAAACACCUUAUUUAACUCUUUUUAAAUAACUAAACCUGGCUCCCACCGUGAAUAUAGCCAUAGAAGCUGGCAUGGUGUAAAAAAUGAAAGAAACAAAACAAACAAUCUACUCAUUCACUUGCUCUUUUGUCUGUCUGCCAUCUCAGGUAUCUGAUCCACUUCUUUAUGUUAAAGGGAUAGUUCACCCAGAAAUUAAAAUUCUGUCAUUUAUUUGUUCCAAACUCGUUCCAUGACUUUACUUUCUUUUGUUAAACGUACAGAUAGCCUCAGUCACCAUUCACUUGAAUUGCAUAUUUUUUUUUUUUUCCAUACAAUGAAAGUGAAUGGUGAGAGGCUAACAUUCUGCCUAUCAUCUCCAUGGAUGAAUGUAAGUCAGAUUCAUUUGAAACACCACAUUUGGUGAAUAAAUAAAGACAGAAUUUUCUUCUUAUUCACAGUAGCACCAUCUUGGAUUUUUCAUGGGAAAGAAAACGAGGCAGUGAGGGAUAGACUUGCAGUCUCUUCAAUGGUAUGCAUGGUAUAAAUCUAGGUCCCAUCUGAUUUUCCACAACUCAUGUUGUAUGGAUCUUUUUUCUACUGAAUGUUUUUGGAAAGAUAUUUUUUUCAAUGUUUUGUCUGCAGAAAAAUCCAAAAAUACUUUAAAUUGCAGUAUAGCCCAUUGUAGAGUCUCUAUGUCUAUGCCUCACAGCUUUGUUGUCAUUCCUGUCAAAAAUCAAAGAUGGCGCUGCUGUGAAUAAGGUCUGUUACUACUUCAAGAGCUGUAGAGCUGUUGACACUGUGGUGAAGUGAACUAUAAAAUCAGCAGGAGAGAAACAGCUCUUUAAUAUAUAUAGUUACAGCUUAAGGUAUUGAUUUGUCAGUUUUUUGUUUGUUUGUUUGUUUUUACACUGGCUCACAUGUGAAAUCCCUGGAUAAAUUAGAGGUGUUUUUCAUCUGUCUGGAAGUUAAUAUUUUAGAAAUUUUUUAACAUUGAUACAUCAUUGAUUGAUAGAGAGAGAAACUUAGCAACAAGGACUCUGUUAUAAUGAAGAAAUAAAAUGGAGCCUUUUGUCAAGAACUGAAAAUGACAGUCUCUUCCACCUUUUUGGGUACUCUAAAUUUUAGAAUUGCUGAACUUUAAAAAGUGAAAUAACAUAUUCAGACACUUUUCAAGCACUUUUCUCAAUUGACUGUUUACAAAUCCUGCAUCAAUGGUCUCUGUGAUUUUAUUAUAAUUUUAUUUAAAACCUCUGAAGCUCAAAAUAAUUUAUUGGAGAAAAAUAAUGAAAUAUGUUGUUUUAAAAACAACCAAUUUUAAAAUAAGAUGUACCACUACAGCUCACACAAUCAGUGGUGGUCCAUUUUUGGCCCAUUGUUCCAGACAGGUUUGCUCUAGCAGUUUUCAUUUUCUACAGUGGCAAAAAAACGUAUGUGAACCCUUAGGAAUUACCUGCAUUCAUGUAUAAAUUUGUAUUAAAAUCUGGUUUGAUCUUCAUCUAAGUUAAAAUAAUGAAAAACACAUCUGUUUUAACACAAACUAUUGUAUUGUUCUUGUACAUAUUGAAUACAUCAUGCAAACAAUUACAGUGUAGGAUGGAUAAAGUAUGUGAACCCCUAGGCUAAUGACUCUAAUUAGCUUUUGUUGGAGUCAGGAGUUGGCAAACCUGGCAUCCAAUUAAUAAAAUGAGAUUGAAGGUGUGUGUUAGAGCUACUUUGACUUAUAAAAAGCACUCACAUAGUUUUUUUGUUUGCUGUUCACAAGAAGUGUUUGCUGAUGUGGACCAUGCCUCACAAAAAAGGAGAUGGCAGAAGACUGAAGAUCAAGAAUUGUUGCUUUGGAUAAAUCUGGAAAGAGUUACAAAGUUACCUUGAAGAGCUUAGAUGUUUAUCUGUCCACAGUUAGACAAAUUGUCUAUAAAUGGAGUCGAUUUAGUACUGUGGCUACUCUUCCGAGAAGUGGCCGUCCAGCCAAGAUGACGCAAAGGGCACACCGCAGAAUGCUCAAUGAGGUAAAAAGAAUCCAGAGUGACAGCUAAAGAAUCAUUGGACCUGUCAGAACCAGAGCCCAGACCUUAACCCAGUUGAGAUGCUGUGGAAUGACCAAGAGAGCCAUUCACACCAGACAUCCUAAGAAUAUGGCUGAGCUGAAGCAGUUCUGUAUGGAAGAAUGGUCUGAAAUUCCUAAUCUGCAGCUAACGGAAACAUUAGUUUGAGGUUAUUGCUGCCAAAAGAGGAUCGACCAGUUAUUAAAUCCAGGGGUUCACGAUUUCCACAGCACUGAAUGUUUAAUGGGAUGUGUUCAAUAAAGAUAUUAAAUAUUAUAAUUGUA
Myxocyprinus asiaticus (Chinese sucker) is the source of this 5074-nucleotide messenger RNA. RefSeq names its product CTD nuclear envelope phosphatase 1A-like. Gene Ontology annotation, molecular function: protein serine/threonine phosphatase activity. The record is from RefSeq and is a predicted model, not a curated record. The coding region runs from base 1283 to 2020 and encodes 245 amino acids. The transcript is spliced from 8 exons. NCBI's taxonomy places the organism in Eukaryota, Metazoa, Chordata, Actinopteri, Cypriniformes, Catostomidae.